AUGAUUCGUUCAAAAUUCCCCAAACUAGAAAUACCCGGACUAGCAUUUCAUGAUUUUUUCUUCAAAGCCACGCGUAAAUAUGCUGCUGAGAUCGCUAUGGUUAAUAAUGAUAAAAAGGAACAGUUCACAUUUGCCGAAUUGACUCAAAAAGCCAGAUUUGUAGCUCGAGCCCUCGUUGCAAUGGGUGUCGAAAAAGGCGAGGUGGUUAUUCUCUGCGUGGAUAACUCUCCCGAAGCAGUAUAUCUCUUCCUUGGAAUCUCUUUAGCAGGAGCAGUGGCGAGCAUACUGUCACCGAAAUUGAGUGCAGAUGAAAUGCAUUUCCAAUUUGUCGAAUCUGACACAAGGCUCGUCUUUGCUGAUCCUGAUGCCUUGUUAGAAGUACAGCGGUUGUUUCGCGGGCUCAACAAGGUCCAUCGGGUUAUCUGCACAGGAUCAAGAGAUCAAGCUGAAGGCUACCCAAUCCUUAAUGAUCUUCAGUUUGUUUCCAACCUAGGAGUGAUUUUGCCACGCAUUCAACCUAAGCUCGAUAUUGUAUAUAUGCCUUUUUCCAGUGGAAUUCACGGAAAGCGAAAAGGAAUCCUUACCUCGCAUUAUGUGAUGAAUGCAAAGACCGUAAUCGCGUCCAAUCACCACUGCUAUAUCCAACCUGCCCGUAACGAGUUUACCGUAGCUAUGUUGCCCAUCUAUAGACAAUUGGGUCUGGAAGCGAUUUUUAUAUCGCUUCUAGCUGGGGCCACGGUAGUUACCGUAUCGAAGUUCUGUGUACAUACACUUAUGACUUGUAUCGAUCGGUUUAAGGUCCGAACUAUCUACCUCAGUCCCAUGUUUAUGUCAAUGAUGAUCAAUGAAGCGGAAAAUCACGAAUACUGUAUGGAUAGUAUGCGUACCGUAAUCAAUGGCAGCGCAGCGGUGUCCAAAGAAUUAUUUGAUGAUUUCCGAGAAGCUUUCCCUUAUGUAGAAAAUAUCAUCACCACUUACGGUAUGACCGAAAUAGGACAGAUUACUAGGACGAUGCCCAGUUUGAAAUAUUCGCCUUCAUGUGGAAGGUUGGCGCCAAAUCUGUCGCUAAAGAUCGUUGACCUUAUCACUGGACGUAUACUUGGACCAAGGCAAAAAGGAAUGAUUUAUGUGAAAGGAGUUAGUGUAAUGUCACCUUACCUGAACAAUGAUGAAGCGACCAGAGAACAAAUUCGAGGGGCUUGGAGAAAAACUGGAGAUAUCGGCUACUAUGAUGAUGCUGAAAAUGUUUAUCUUGUUGACAAAUCUAAGGAAAUGAUUAAAGUGCACGGCUAUCAGGUGAUACCGUCUGAGCUGGAAACUUUAUUAGUUACUCAUCCAGGCGUCAACGAAGCUGCUGUAGUUGCAAUUGCAGAUCAAGAAGCAGGAGAGAGACCAGUUGCAUUCGUCGUAUUGAACAAAGAUUUCCCAACGAGCACGGAGAAAAUCAUGAAUUAUGUCAAUGAACGCGUUGUCCGAUAUAAGCGUUUAGUGCGGGUGAAUAUUGCUCAGACUCUUCCUCGUUCACCAAAUGGCUCAUUGCUUCGACGAUUACUUGCCGAAGCUGCUGUACUUAGUGUAUGUAGCAUGCCGUGAAAUUUUCUCAGAACUCCAUAGCCUAGGGC
Molecule: messenger RNA, 1622 nt
Organism: Cylicocyclus nassatus
Lineage: Eukaryota; Metazoa; Nematoda; Chromadorea; Rhabditida; Strongylidae
Source: the annotation of a GenBank genome assembly